GCGCGCUGAGCCCGGCAGCGCCCAGCAAAGAGCCGUACCUGCCUGCCGCUCCUCCGCACCUGGCUCCCGCCUCCGCACAGGUGAGCGAGCCCUGACUUUCUGAAACCAGAGUUUGUGACCGACCAGGGGAGCAAAUUCUCCGGAACAAGUCCAUCCCUACAUCUAAGGUCGCAGAGUCGUCCUCACACUGUUGGUCUGACUCUGCCUUCUCAGGAUCCUGCUAUCUCCUGCCUGAUCCGACAGACCCUGCCUUCCUCGUCUCCUCCCUCCCCAGGGCAUCCUCAGGUGAUCUCAGAAAGGGGAAAAAGAUGACCAUGAUGGCUCAGCAGUGCUCUUGGAUCUUCAUCAAUGAGAGGACAUUCAUCACUGGGUAGCCCUGGACCACUGUUUGCUGACUCCCUGGAUCAUUUGGAGACUGAGUUCUGUGGAGGAAGAUUUAGUGAGGUUCAGUUCAGGGAACAACUUAAUUCAUUAUUGAAGACCUAUAACAUUUUUUAUGGAGACCAGAAAAAUCUGCACAUUUCAUAUGGACAGACUGGAGAUGGUAAACUAAUUGUUGAAGGAAUGUUGGACAUUUUCUGGGGAGUAAAACGGCCAAUACAGCUGAAAAUACAAGAUGAAAAGCAAAUCCCUUCUUUUACUGUGUUGAAGUCACCAAAUGUCUUUUCCAAAAGGGGAAUGACACGCUGGGGGGAAUUUGAUGAUCUUUAUAAUAUUAGUGACCUGGACAGGACCCAGAUUCCAGUGUCUAAUGCAAUAGAUUCCAAAGAAGGUUACUUAUCUUACCACGGUAGCACGCUGGAGCCCCAUGCAGAUGAAGACCCAGAAUCUCCGUUGCUCUAUAGAACCAUGAGUGAAGCAACCCUGGUGAGAAAAAGGAUGAAGCCUCCAAUGAUGGACAGAAGAGACAGACAGAACCAUAGGGUCUCUAUAAACGGACACUUUUAUAACCAUGAAACAUCAAUUUUUACUCCGGCCUUUGGAUCAGAAACUAAGGUCAGAAUAAACAGUAACAUGAGAACUGAAGAAGUAAUAAAGCAACUUCUCCAAAAAUUUAAGAUUGAAAAUAGUGCCCAGGAUUUUGCACUUUACAUUGUUUUCUCAACGGGAGAGCAGAGACGACUAAAGAAGACCGAUGUUCCGCUACUGCAUAGGCUCCUACAGGGACCUUCCAAACAGAACGCUCGCAUUUUCCUCAUGGAUAAAGAUGCAGAAGAAAUUAGCAGUAAUGUGGCUCAGUACAUUAACUUUCAUUUUUCUCUCCUGGAAUCCAUCCUUCAAAGAUUAAAUGAAGAAGAGAAAAGAGAAAUUCAAAGAACAAUAACAAAAUUCAAUACAGAAAAGACGGUUAUACUGAAAUGUCUUCAGAGUAAAAGGGUAAUAAAAACAGAGACAACAGUUUAGCAGUACAGGCCGCUAUUCCUAGAACAUUUCCACAAAAAUACGAGGAUGGCACUUUUUGAUGAGUGCAUCAAUUCUAUCCUUCAAUCAUGCAAAUAUACAUGAACUUGAAUCUAUAGAAAACUGAAUUUCGAAAAGCUUGUCUCUGAAGUGAUGAGGUUGACUAGGGUUCACAGUUGGACUGAAAGGAACUUGAAUUUAGUUUCAGUAACUGAAAUAAGCUUGGAUACUGUGUAUUCUGAUUUUUUAAAAAUAGUAAAACACUCAAUGAACUCAAAUUUAAAUAGCACUUUCAGAUAUCAUGCAGCUUAAACUUCUUUUAGCUUGAACUUGUCGAGAGGACUGAAAUACCAUCAACUGACUUUCAGAAAGGAUUUAGAAGUUAAAGCUGGUAACUCUUGAAAUAAAAAGGCAUCACACUCACACUCCACCAAGGAAUGUGACAAUGGCCAUUUUUCACAGCUUCUUGGUAAUGCUAACAUUUUCAUAAAAUCUAGGGCUAUCUUUAAACAGGUACCUAACUUUCAGCUAUCUGUAACAUCGCAGCUAUCCUUUGAAAGGAAAAGAUUACGGGCUCUGUUAAGAAACCUAGAUUGAGAUUUUUUCAACCUGAGUUCCCCCCCAUUUUUUUUUUUUAUCUAUUCCACUCAUGACUUUCAAAAUAUUCUUAAGCUUUUUUUCUUAAGGCAAUUGAACUGGUUUUCCUUAUUUUUUCAAACAAAUACGCUACAGAAAUUUUAUAUAUUUCAUCAGCUUUAGGACAAUAAGUGGCCUGCAAUAUACAUUUGUUGCUGAAUGAGUACAAAGGGUAACACAAAACUAUUGUGGCUGAAGCUAGGCAGGGGAGCUGGAGCUCAGCUCUUUUUCUCCAAAUUCUACAAGGCAGCUCUCAGGUACUUAACAAGUCUGCUAAGCUAAUUUGAAACAAAACAAAACACUGAGAAUACCAUUAGUAUCAUCUGUGAUUUUAUUUAUGAACUCCAUAUUAAAAUGGAGUUUUACACUGCAUUCUCCCAUUCUUUAAACUACUUCCAUUUGCACUCCUCAUAAGCAUUAAAUCAUUUGAUUACAUUACGUCUACUAAGGGAUAAGGUGAUAUGUAAUAAAACCAGUUGGAAGAUCAAUGAUUAAAAUUAAAAUACAAAACAGUUUUAAGACAAAGGUUUUACUUCUCAGUGUCACCAAAACCUAAAUUGGAUGAAACUGAAAGUGUUCUAUGACCUUUUCAGUCCUGGGAAAUCUCUCUUAACGGAGUAAAAACAGAGGCUUGCAUCUUAAUCCUUUUACCUAUCAGUGAGGAAAGAGCCUCAUCUUGCUAAAAUAAGGCAAAUGUAAUAGUGAAAAUUCAGUAUACUUAUAAAAAAUUUAUAGUGUCGAGUACUCGCCAUAAACAUGACAGAAGAUUAAUCACUAAUAUAUUGAAAGUCUACAAAAUAUGUAAGAAAAAUACCAUGGCAUGGAUAGGAAAAAAACAGAGGCAGGCAGGCAGAUAGCAUGAAAAGUAAAAUCACAGAAAAAAUGCAAAUGGCUACAUAUGUGUGAAAAAAGUUAUAUCUUAAUGAUAACUGUACUAGUCUGCGUCCAUUCAGGAGACAGAAACCAUAGAGUAAUGUAAACAAGGGAAGUUUAAUGUAAAGAAUGAUUAAGCUGUGAUGGUAGAGCAACUCUGAAGAGGGAAGAGAACUCUGAAGGGUACCCUGAGGCUGAGAAGAAAGUUUCAGAAAGGAGAAGCUUGGAGUGAGGCCUUCAGAAUUCACUGGAGAGAGGGAGGUUGCAGCCCACUGGAAAGAGGAGAACUUUGCUGGUGGCUUGGCCAAGCAGGGCCACAGUUACAGGACAAACAGGUACAAUCUCUGCGGUGUGGACCAGCUGGGUCAGGUGGGCAAGUGUGCAGCGGGCCUUAGGGCUUCUCUGCGGGUAGUGUCUGUGUCUGCAGGUCUGCAGGGAGCGAAGUUUGGGAGCACAGGUAAGCUGAGGCUGAGGAGGGCACAGGCAGAAUCAGGCAUGCUGCUGUGGGGGAGGCUAGGAUCGGGAGCAGGCCCCUACUGUAACACCCGACCCUGUGUGUGACUUGGGCUGUGUGCAGCAUUUUUGAGGCUGUGUGGGACAAAGGUUGUGCCUCACUCAAUGGCCAGCCCCACCGGCUCCUCCCUCUGUGAGCAUGCGCGGAAUUGAGCUGGUGUGAAGAUGCACAGGCCUGCACUGGGCUCCAGGCUAUGCCACCACAGACCAGAUAAGAAGUUGGAGAAGGGCUGGAGGAACAAAUGCCAGAGAAAUCUGCGCCCUAUAGACAACUAGCACUGGACAAAUCACUCUGGGCAGAGAGCAGGGGAGGGAAAAAGCUUCCCAGCCAGUCAGGCCGUAGAAUCAAGACCAACAUCCUGCUACGGUUCUUCAGCGCCCCCUACUGACAGAUCGUGACAUCAUGCAAGUUACAAAAGAAGGAAAUGUAAGAGGUUUAUUAUCCAUUUUCACCCAGACAAUAAUUAAGAAAGACUUCGGAAUGGAGAGCCAAUAAAAUAACUGGCACGUCAAAAAAAACACAGAGUAAAGAAAAGUGAAAUAUACUUUUUGGUCUAUUACAUACCAAAUAUUAAGAAAAGAUAAUAUUAAAUACUCAACAAAUUACAGUGAAAGGGUACUCAAACUGGUAGCAAUACAAAUGAUAGAACUUUUCCUGAAAGCAAUUUAGUAGUAAAUUCAUCCUGUAAUACUACUUAUAGGAUCUUAUAUUUAAUAAUAAGAUGUUCAAAGACAUUAUGUAUAGAUACUUUAUUGCUGUUUAUUGUGAUAAAAGCCAAUAACUAGCCUAACUGUUCAAAAAUAGAAAAAAAAAAGAUUAAAGAAGGGAAGAAACAUUUGCCCAUAGAAUAUUAUGAAGCUAUGAGAAUUAUGUUUCCAAAUAAAUUUUAAUUAUAAGAGUAAGUGCUCCUUAUGUAUCUAAAUAAAAAUAUACAUACAAAUAUUCCAAAAUACUUGUUAUCCAUAAAAUAUGUAUUUAUAUAUAUUUGUAUGUACACACUCACAAACCAAAAACAUGUUAAAUCCAAUUGUAGAAUUAUGGGUGAUUCACAUUUCUCUAUGCUUAUUAAAUGUUCUAUAAUGAACAUGUGUUACUUUUUAAAUCAGGAAAUAGAAAAGUUAUGAUUAAAGUUACCAACAAAAAGCAGCAAGUACAUGCAAACACAGUUAUAUUAGAUGCAGAAAAGCUCAAAUAAAUUAUUUAAAUGAGAUGUUAAUAUCACUUCUGUGACAGUUUUAAAAUAUAUCCAUGAAGUUUUUGAUAUUCCUACUUUUGAGAGGUGGAGACUAAUCCUCCUCACCUUGCAAAUGGACUAGACUUAGUGACAGUUCUAAUGAAUAGAGGAAAGUGAAAGUGACAGCAUGGACUUCAAAGACGAGGUCACAAAAGUCACCGUGGCACCUCCUUGCUUGUUCUCUUGGAUAACUAGCUCUAGGGGAAACCAACUGCCAUGUCAUAAGCCCUGGGGAAAGGACUACAUAAUGGAAACAGAGACCUUCUGUCAAAGCCAACAGGGAAUUGAGGCCUCCCACCGUGGCUGUGUGAGUGGGCCUGUGCCACCCCCAGUCAAGCCCUCAGAUGACUGCAGCCCUCUCUAAUAGCUAGACUACAGCCUCACGAAAGACCUUAAGCCAGAAAACCGAGCUAAACCGCUCCUGGAUUCCUGAUCCUUGGAAACUGUGAAAUAAGAAAUGUUUGUUGUAGUAUGCUGCUAAAUUUUAGGACAGUGUGUUAUUUAGCAAUAGGUAACUAAUGCAAGUUCUGAGACACAAAUCUCUUCACUUCAGAAUCAUGUUUGCAUGAUACAAGAAUAUAUACUUUUUCACAAAACCAUUUAUUCUUGUUUUAUGUGGUCCAAAUAUUUCAUUAGCAGUUAUAUUCAUUUCCAGAUAAUGGUAGGCUUAUUAUUAGUAGCAGAAAACCUGUUACAUUCACCUUUGUAUACUUUGCUGUACUUAAUGCUGAUUCUUGUGUACAGGAAAUAUUUGAUAUAAACCAACUGAAUAAAGGACUGAGUGAAUUAGUGAAUUAAUAGAAGAAUGAGUGAAUGAAUUAUCUGAAAUAUUUUUAUAAAAUCUUGUAUAUUUGCCUCUUUUUUCACAAAUCUGACCCAGUGCCUGAAGAAAUAUAAAAUGUUUUCUAUAUGGUUUUCCCUAA
This is a messenger RNA of Manis javanica (Malayan pangolin), 5581 nucleotides long. It is a transcript of the gene RASSF6, whose product is annotated as Ras association domain family member 6. Gene Ontology annotation, biological process: signal transduction. NCBI's taxonomy places the organism in Eukaryota, Metazoa, Chordata, Mammalia, Pholidota, Manidae. The record is from RefSeq and is a predicted model, not a curated record.